This is a messenger RNA of Corticium candelabrum, 1035 nucleotides long. RefSeq names its product apoptosis inhibitor 5-A-like. Gene Ontology annotation, cellular component: nucleus. Lineage: Eukaryota; Metazoa; Porifera; Homoscleromorpha; Homosclerophorida; Plakinidae. Gene Ontology annotation, molecular function: RNA binding. Bases 67 to 873 code for a protein of 268 amino acids. The record is from RefSeq and is a predicted model, not a curated record. The transcript has 5 exons. Gene Ontology annotation, biological process: negative regulation of apoptotic process.
AGUCUACUAGUUUAUAAUUAUGUGUUGUAUUAGAGAGGAGCAUCUGUGUCAGCAGCUCUUCUGUACAUGUGUACCAGUGUGUUCCCAGCAUUUGACAAAGUCACAGACAAAGGAGACGUUCAACUGAAUCUUCUUCAACUUGUAGCUGAAAUGACUGCUUGCAGGCCACCAGCAGACACUGUAGCUGUGUGUACUUCAUCAGUUUAUGACUUGCUGAUGGUUUAUUGCCCCUUGCCACCAGCAGUGAAGGAGGAAAAUGCAGAAGAACCAAAUCUUCAAUUUUCUUUUGUAGAAUGUCUUCUCUUUUCUUUUCAUCAACUCUGCAAAGUGGAUGCAGACUUUCUUGUGGGAGAUCAAGGGACAGAGAGAUUGAGGUCUAUCAGACAACGCUUGCAGUACUUCUCUAGAAGAUGUCAAAGCUACAUUUCACAACUCAGAGCCACUCUGAGAGGCAAAUCAGCUAAUCAGUUGCAAGAGCCAGAGAAUCAAGUGAAAGUAGUAGCUCUUCGUACAACCACAAACAUCACUACACUUAUCAAAGAUUUCUUUCACUCUCCUCCCUUGCUCAAGACAACUGUUACUCUGUCGUGGAUUAACAAGAUGAAAGCUCAGAAACAGGGUGAUACAGACAAAGUGAAUGGGACAAGCUCUGCUGUUUCUACCAAACGGUCUAUUAGUCCUAUAAGGUUUGAAUCUACAAUUGAAGAAUCACGGGCAAAGAAGAAAAGUGGACGUCCUGCUAAGGACCUGUACUCCCCACCAGGUGGAAUGUUUAGCAAAGGUAUCGGUCUGGUACCAGCUGUAAGUGGACGUGGACGUGGACAAGGAAGAGGACGGGGAAGAGGGCAAAUGAGGGGAAGGGGUUGGUGGUGAUAUGACGAUUGGGGCUGUUAGGAUGAGGUAAUAUCUUGCCUUUCUUUUGCUGCCUUCUAUUAAGUGUAUGUCAGCUACCUGUACUGCUUGUAUGGUAGGAGCAUAUUCUUAGUAUAGUCUAGCGGAGACUUUACUAAUAGGAUUAAUAUGUUAAACAUGAAG